Messenger RNA from Symsagittifera roscoffensis, 2267 nucleotides. RefSeq lists its product as uncharacterized. The record is from RefSeq and is a predicted model, not a curated record. Gene Ontology annotation, molecular function: cysteine-type deubiquitinase activity. Bases 15 to 2153 code for a protein of 712 amino acids. The transcript is spliced from 2 exons. Gene Ontology annotation, biological process: protein deubiquitination. NCBI's taxonomy places the organism in Eukaryota, Metazoa, Xenacoelomorpha, Acoela, Convolutidae.
UUCAGAUUUGAAGAAUGAUCCGAGAGUUUGUCGUGGACGCUCUUUCGUUCAUGUUUGUCGAAGGAGUCUUCAAACAACUUCUGAAAUCAGCUGAAAAUGAAAAUUCGACCUUCAAGAAAGAUCUGUGGCUGAAAGAGUUUUAUGUCUUGUCUAUCAUUACCUUUUUGUAUCUUUGUUUUGACCACACCCCUUAUUUUUUGUUUUUGAUGACCGCUGCUACUUAUUUGUUUACUCAAUACAGUCGAUCAUUGGAUGAAAUAUCGUGUGAUAACUGCUUGGCUUACGCAAAUGAAUGUUCCUGCAAGAUUCCAGGAAAUAUAUCGUUUCGCUCGCCUUUGGCUACAAUCCCUCCGAACAAUAGAGGCAGAUUGAGCUCUAUUCCAAAUCGAAUGAGAUUCGAAGCCGGCAACGUCGCUACACCGCCUAGAAGUUUAAACGCUGAUAAUUUGGUUGGUAAAAUGACACCUUUUGACGCUUUCAAAGGUAAUUUAAGGGCCAAUGGUAUGGCAACUUCGACGCCUAGACCAAGAUCAAGCCCAAACUUGAUGAACUCUCCGACUAAAAACCAGAUCGCUUGGCAGACAAAAAUAGUCCGGCUGGUAACUGUUAUUCACUAUUUUGUAGAAAAAUUGUUGAAGUUGAUCUCCAGGAACUGUUUGAGACUCCGAGAAUUUAUUGAAAAACAAUGGAAACCGCCGAUUGUUGAAGCACACGUUUCAAUGAAAACACAGACCUCAAUCAGUGCAAUAAAAUCAGCCUUGCUCCUCACCAUUUCAGCAAUUAAAGGCAGCGAAUACUUGGAAAAACCCCUGGAUAACAAUAACGUGGAUUUUUCUAGCGAGAAAAACUCAAAGAUGCGCAUCAUUUUGAAGUUUGUAUUUGCGAAAGUUUGUUAUGUGUUCAAAAUCAGCGAUAACGACGGAGUCUCAAACAUGCGCGAAGUCAUGAAAACGGUUUUCAGCAGUUCGAAUUUUUCCAAGGAAUCGAACCUUUCGUACCUAGUUGACAACUUUGGUGACAGUUUUGACGUCAACGAUGAGAUAGUUGACAUAAAGCUGAAAGUCUCGUUUGAAUCGCUUUUGAAACAGUUUUUGGGCAAAGUUGACGAAAGUACGAGAAAAAGGAGCGCAAACGAGGAAACGAAAUCGCUUGAGUUGAGGCUUCAAAUGAAAUCUGUUGCAAAGCAGUGUCAAGAAGACUUAGAAAAUUGUGAUGGAAUCUUUGGAGGCAAUUACUACUUCUUAUUGGGCAAACUGUCCAUGGCGCAUUGGAUUUUACAGCAAGCUAAACAGGGCGCAUCCUCACUAGUUUCGACCAGUUUUGAGGGUCAACUAGCCGAAACAAUGUUUUGCUCCUCUUGCGACAGCUUUGCGUAUAAUUUCAAAAAGUUCUCAAUUUUGGAUUUGGAUAUUUUGGUGGCACCUUCUAAUCAAGCUAGAAAAAUUACUACAAUAGAAGACUGUCUUCAGUUCUUGGUGAGCAAAAAACGAGUGAAGAAGUCUAGGAGCUUCCAAUGCGUGUGUUAUGAUGAAUUCAUUCAACAGCACUGUCCAGUUUCGUCUGGAGCACAACAUCAAGCAGCUUCUGACCAAUAUUUCUCGCUGGCGCCACGACAGGUCUCAUUCGCAGACGAAAACGAAGUGUAUUCGGGUAGUGGCGACGCUCUUACAGCAAAUAAAGCUAAAGAACCCUCACCGAAGAUUCUUUCGUCGUUCACACACUACUCAAGGAUGCAUUUCGCACAGUUGCCCCAGUACUUGAUACUUAAUCUAAACCGUUUCGCGCCCGAUGAGAAGACUGGAAAAAUAGUGAAGACAAUCAACCAGUUGAUGGUCAACAAAAGUGGCCUGGAUUUGUAUCCCAUGACAACCGCGAGGCAAAGCAAAGAGGAAUACCCGGGCAUAGACGUAGUUCCAGAAGAGUUCAAGUACUCACUUAGUUUCAUCAUAGCUCAUAGUGGGUAUACCUUUGAUGACGGCGAGUACAUUUCGUACAUGAAGGUGUCGAAUUCAAUGGACACCCAGAGCAGUCGAGAGCCACUUUGGCUGAAAAUAACAUCGACAGAUGUACAGAAAAUAAGUAUAGCUGCAGAGGUCAAUUCUAAGUUUGUGCGUGAAAAUGCUGUUGUUGUUGUGUAUGAGAAACUGAUUUAGCAAUGUUUGGUGUCUGUUAAUAGUUCUUCUAAAUUAAUUGCCAUGUGACGUAAUCCAAAAUAUUCUAUAGUUUGGGAAAGGAUUGUUUGGCUUAGUUAAAGACAUUUAAAGCUG